ACCAUAUUAAACAAAUACUCUCUUCUUCGCUGUCGACAAACAUCACCGAUUCUUACAAAAGCGUUGCUGAACUCCCAUUUCUCCUCUCCAUUUCGAAUCUCAAAAACAGCAUCAUAAAACUUGAUUUUUCUCUCUUCUUAAAAAGAAAAAAAAAACACGAAAUCGAACUUUUCAAUAAUCAGCACACGUAUUGUUAUAGUUAUUGCUGUUAAUAAUUACCAAAAUCUGAGGGAGAUGGAUUGGGGAAACGUAACAGCAGAAGAUCUAAUCGGUGCAUUAAAGGAAGUAGAUUGGACAUCUCCGCCUCGUCCUCUUAAUGAAUUCUUCUCAAGAUUCACCAUUCCUCGUUCUUACUCGAAGUGGAGUAGCCGCCUCAAAUGCAAUUCCUACUACUAUCGGACAAAUUACUUCAUUUUGAUACUGCUUAUUCUUGGUGUUGCAUGUAUCUUAAGGCCACUGGCUAUUCUAGCCACUGCGUUGUCGGCUCUAAGCAUCGCUUUCCUUAAUGAUAGUUUUGCAGCUACUUUCAGUGAGAGAGUAACAAGAACUGUAAGGAAGUUCUCUCCACAUUUGGCAGCAAAAAUGAGGCCUCGGCAUAUGCCUGUUAUCCGUGGUCGUCCAUCAGCAAAAAAGUCUGUGUACAUUCUUGGCCAACCUCGUUUAUUGUUUGUCCUUUUAUUCUCAGCUGUCAGUUUUGUUUUGUGGUAUGCUUCUGGCAGUCUUUUGCAUAUUUCAUGGGCGCUCAUAAGUGGCCUUCUUGUCAUUGUGCUCCAUGCAAGCUUCAAAACACCUAAUCUGAAAGCACGCCUCAACACAUUCCGUGAAGAAUUUCGUGCGGUCUGGCGUAAUUAUAGUGAUCUCUAACUCCCUGUUGGGUUAAAAGGAUGUCAGGGUUGGUGUGAAUCCUGCACCGUAACCUUGUGUCUCAGUUAGGUUGCUUCGAAUGGCUUAGGGAUGGAGCUGCUUUGCUGGUUACAUUUUGGUGAUACUGCAAUGGUAGCUCCUUGGGACCAGAUCACAAAUUGGCGGUGGUUGGGGUUAUUGGCCUGUAAGCUCUAGACUUGUGGCCUGUGGUCUCCUGAAUACAAUGAACCAGAAAAACAAUCAUGACUGAAGAACGCACCGUGUCUGGCUAGGGAAAAUCAAAGGUUCAUAUUGGUCCUUUGUAAGACUUAAAACUCGCUCUGUGAUUGCUUCCCAGCAGUUGUUACUGCUACACUGUGAUAAUUUUUGUUUUUUAUGCUUUCUAGAAAUAUAUUUACUUUGAAAA
Messenger RNA from Populus nigra (black poplar), 1270 nucleotides. RefSeq names its product PRA1 family protein A3-like. The coding region runs from base 235 to 864 and encodes 209 amino acids. Gene Ontology annotation, cellular component: membrane. The transcript is spliced from 8 exons. The record is from RefSeq and is a predicted model, not a curated record. NCBI's taxonomy places the organism in Eukaryota, Viridiplantae, Streptophyta, Magnoliopsida, Malpighiales, Salicaceae.